UCUCCUCGACAACGUCGCCUCGCGUCCGGCGCGCGCUAUCGAACGUGCGUGUGUACGUCCGACCGACUCUCUUUCGAGGAGUCGGUCUCUCGCAACGUCCGGAAAGUAGGGGCGAAAAGCGCCGUGCGAGCUCUCGAACCCCAGGGCGAUAGAUCGAACGCGGGUCGACGUCACCGGUGCGGCGGGGUCGAUUGGUCGAACGCGGUACGAAAUAUGGAAGACGAAAAACCGACGGAACUGACGGGAAGUACGCGUCGGCCGCGUCGUAUCGCAUUCCGUGGCUCUCUUGUCUCCAGCUAGCGUAGCGAACGCAACUGAACGCCGACCGACGCGGAUAGAAGAUGCCGGAGAACGUGCUGAACGGUGAUCACAUUGACGUGAAAGGUGCCACCUGCGAGUCGCAAGAAAACGACGAGGAGAACAACACUGAGAACGACGUGCACUUCGAUCCUAUAAUUUCGUUACCCUUGAUAGAAGUGUCAAACAAUGAGGAGGACGAGACGGAGAUGUUGAAGCUACGGGCAAAGUUGUACCGAUACGACACGUCGAGUAAUCCCGCGGAAUGGAAGGAGCGUGGCACGGGGGAGGUGAAGUUGCUGAGACACAAGACAAAGAACACCGUCAGAGUGGUGAUGCGCAGAGACAAAACUCUCAAGAUCUGUGCGAAUCAUUUUAUCACACCGUGGAUGGAGCUGAAGCCAAAUUGCGGCAGCGACAGAGCGUGGGUGUGGAGCGUACUCGCCGAUUACGCUGACGAGCAGCUCAAGCCGGAAUUACUCGCGAUACGUUUCGCGAAUGCCGACAACGCGACACUGUGGAAGGAAGCUUUUGAGAAGGCUAAGAAGAUUGUAGGAUCUGAAUGCGAGAUUUAUGCUGGCAAGGGCAAUUCGGAACAGAAGCGCGUUGAGAGCGACAGCGAGUCCAGCAGCGACGUAAGUUACAGCGAGAGUACCGAUAACGAGGACCAGACAAAAUCGGCCAAGCGGACCGAGGACUGCGACGCGAUUUCUCCGCAGAAGGAGAUUACGAAAGAGGCGACGGGGGAGACGGACGUAGUAGCGAGCGAAGAGAAAAUAAUCAACGAGCUGACAAAGUUGAAAGUGAAAAACGAAGGUGAGAAGUAAGAGAUUGUGUAUAUUCGGUGACGAGUACAUAAAACGUGACGCGGAGCUUAUCAAAAGGCACAUUCUAACAUACAUUACAUGCCAUUGUUUCAUUACUUGAUAAUCGAAUGUAAUACAUAGGCAUUUUUAGCAAUAAUGUUAUAGAGAAGCUUAUUAAAUCUUUUUUCCAAGCGUGAUGAAACUGUACGUAUCUGUAUAAACAUAUUAUCUGUGAUUUUUUUAACCUGGUAUGAAAUUCAUACGAAAUUGCAUUUGUACUGAAAGGAAUGUAUGCGAGGGAAUGUAUGUUGACUGUUUCUUUCUCAGUCGAGAAACGAAUAAAUACAACGACAAGUGUACGAACGCAAA
Molecule: messenger RNA, 1472 nt
Organism: Vollenhovia emeryi
Lineage: Eukaryota; Metazoa; Arthropoda; Insecta; Hymenoptera; Formicidae
Product: ran-specific GTPase-activating protein-like
Exons: 4
Coding region: 342-1124 (260 amino acids)
Biological process (GO): nucleocytoplasmic transport
Cellular component (GO): nuclear pore; cytoplasm
Molecular function (GO): GTPase activator activity
Source: RefSeq, a predicted model, not a curated record